UAAUACGGCCUUUUUAAAGUUCCGAAGGGGAAAGGGGAAGGGAGACCUGAAAGAGAAGAAAAGGAGAGGAACUUUAGUGGACAGGUCUCUGGUCCAUAAAAACGGAAGGAAUCAGUCGGAUGGAAAAUAUUUCUUGAACAUAUAUAUAUUUUUGUAUUUUAUGAAGAUAUAUACUAUUGGGUAUUCAUCGAUUAUACGGGUAGCUAACUCUGCUAGCCAUAAAGCUAUAUCGGCGUGCUAGCUGCGAACAGACAGCAAGGCAGCUAGCAUAACAACCAAACGACAAAGGAAAUAAAGCCAGCAAACUAGUCUGUAAAGAAAAUAUUCGUUUUAUACCUUUCGCCCACUGUGGGUUGGGGCCUUAGCUACUUUUGAUUAAUCUGCGAAAUUAUACCAAGCGGAAAGCCUGACUGCCUGAAAAAAAUCUUCAAAAAUUAAUUAAAAUGGCGGAGCCGGACAAAUUAAACAUCGACUCCAUAAUACAGCGUCUCCUGGAAGUGAAGGGCUCUCGGCCAGGCAAGAAUGUGCAGCUGACAGAGAACGAGAUCCGUGGCCUGUGCCUCAAGUCCCGGGAAAUCUUCCUCAGUCAGCCAAUCCUGCUGGAGCUGGAGGCGCCACUCAAGAUCUGUGGUGACGUGCAUGGCCAGUACUACGACCUGCUGCGGCUCUUUGAGUACGGCGGCUUCCCACCCGAAAGCAACUACCUGUUCUUGGGCGACUAUGUGGACAGAGGCAAGCAGUCCCUGGAGACCAUCUGCCUGCUGCUGGCGUACAAGGUCAAAUACCCUGAGAACUUCUUCCUGCUGCGCGGCAACCACGAGUGCGCCUCCAUCAACCGCAUCUAUGGUUUCUAUGAUGAGUGCAAGAGGCGGUAUAAUAUCAAGCUCUGGAAGACCUUCACAGACUGCUUCAACUGUUUACCUGUUGCUGCCAUCGUAGAUGAGAAGAUCUUCUGUUGCCAUGGUGGGCUCUCUCCUGACCUGCAGUCUAUGGAGCAGAUUCGUCGUGUGAUGCGUCCCACAGAUGUGCCUGACCAGGGCCUGCUGUGUGACCUGCUGUGGGCUGACCCUGACAAGGACGUGCUGGGCUGGGGCGAGAACGACCGCGGAGUCUCCUUCACCUUCGGCGCUGACGUGGUCGCCAAGUUCCUGCACAAACACGACAUGGAUCUUAUAUGCAGGGCACAUCAGGUGGUAGAGGACGGUUAUGAGUUCUUUGCCAAGAGGCAGCUUGUCACUCUCUUCUCUGCGCCCAACUACUGUGGAGAGUUUGACAACGCUGGAGCCAUGAUGAGUGUGGACGAGACACUCAUGUGUUCCUUCCAGAUUCUCAAGCCUGCAGACAAGAAGCUGUACAGUUACGGCGGAGGUGGAGGCAUGGGUUCAGGCCGUCCAGUCACCCCGCCGCGAAAUUCAGCAAAGGGUGCAAAAGCCAAGAAAUAACACCCGCUGGAUACCCUCCCCCUCCCCCCGACAUUUCCUUUUCCUCUCCCUCCUCUUUCUCUACCUCCCUCCCAUCUUGCGCCCCCACAUCACCAAACAGCAACAUAAGCAAAACUUGUACCCAGGGUUUUAGCCACCUCCCCUCUUUUAUUGUUUCUUCUUUUGUUUGUUUUUUCUUUCAUUUUUUUUGUAAUUACUAUCUGGUGAUGUAUGAGGUGAUGCGGUAUGUUUGUGUUUCUGUAUGUAUGUGUGAGAGGUUUGUAAAAUUCUUUGUGCUCGUCCUGCCUCUCCCUUACCCACCCCCCUUAAAAAAAAUGUCUCCUUCUCUUAGUCAUAGGGAUGUGUCUGGCCUCAGAAGCAGCAGUGAGAAUGCCCACCCAGGCACAAAAGCUGUUUUUAAAGUAGAAAAUGGGAUAUGGAAUGGGAUGGGGACACACGGUGUCGAAAGGGGAACAGAAGUGUGUGCAAAGAGGGGAGAUUUGGGUGGAGCCACUGCUGUGUGUGCCCAGGCUGUAUUGUGUGUAUUGAUGCUGAACACAAAGCUUUUAUCUUUUUUGUCAGUGGGAGGACCAGCCUGUCUGUACUGUAACACAUUUAUACACAUGCACACAAUCUCUCAACCACUGAUACCAGGAUUGAACAUGUGUAGACUGAGUAAAGGGGUCAGACACCAGGGGGUUUGGGUCUCUGAAACCCAGUGAUUUUUAAACUCCAUCAUGGAUGUGAAAUUCUUAUUUUAUCUUUUUUUUCCUUUACUUUUAAUGAUGGAUCACAUCAAUUUUAAGUCUGCUUAUUUUAUGUGUGUAUUUUUUUAGUCUCUUUAAAAGUCUCAAUGAUUAAUAAAGAGAACUGUUUAUUUAAAAAACAA
Sardina pilchardus (European sardine) is the source of this 2310-nucleotide messenger RNA. RefSeq names its product protein phosphatase 1, catalytic subunit, alpha isozyme a (gene ppp1caa). The transcript is spliced from 7 exons. The record is from RefSeq and is a predicted model, not a curated record. Lineage: Eukaryota; Metazoa; Chordata; Actinopteri; Clupeiformes; Clupeidae. Bases 444 to 1442 code for a protein of 332 amino acids. Gene Ontology annotation, molecular function: protein serine/threonine phosphatase activity. Gene Ontology annotation, cellular component: cytoplasm; nucleus.